Molecule: messenger RNA, 900 nt
Organism: Phytophthora sojae
Lineage: Eukaryota; Oomycota; Peronosporomycetes; Peronosporales; Peronosporaceae
Exons: 1
Coding region: 1-900 (299 amino acids)
Source: RefSeq, a predicted model, not a curated record
AUGAAGAGCAGUUUUGAUCUUUAUGCAGUGCAGCUGCAGACAUAUCUCACUCGCUUGGGUUUGUGGGGCAUCAUCGAUGGCAGUGAUGUUCGCCCGCUCUUUGAUGUGAAUCGGCAAGCAGAGUUUGACGCUCGUGACAACGCGACGAGGGAAGCCAUCCAGCGUGGAGUUCGGGAAGGUGAUGCAGAGAUGAUUUGUCAUGAGAAGUCAGCAAGGGAGAUGUGGAUAAGGUUCGAGAAUAAACAGACGAAACGUGAGUUCGCCAACUACAUAUUUGCGCGUGAGCAGCUUUACUCGAACAAGUACACUCGUGAUAUGGAUAUGAGUGGCUGGUUGAGAGAGAUGCAACUACAGCGGCGAGAGCUGUCUCACUAUGGCAAGGUCAUUAGUGAUGAGGAGUUUGCUGAAAUCCUGCUCGCCAAUGUGACUCGUACGCACCGCGAAGUUGUUCGCCAGUUCUCUCGCCACUAUGCUGCACUUGCUUUGCCUGGAGCACAGCAGAUGACACCUACUGCUGCGCAAGUGAUGAACGCCUUACUUGCUGAGGAGGACCUCGACGAGAAAGUGGGCGAGGAAAUGCCUCGCAGUAUUGGUUCGGCCAAGAAGGCCGCCAAUAAUCAAGGCAAGCAGAGCUAUGGCAAUUCUGGCACUGGCAAUGCUGGAAAAGGCAAGAAGCAGCGAGGUCGGGGGAGAUACAAAGCAAAGGGCAAGGAAACCCUGGCAAAUCCGGUAGUGGUAAGAAGAAUGACGGCUGCUGGAAUUGUGGCGAGCUGGAUCACAUCCGCGCACACUGUCCAAACCCGAAGAAGACCGACGGCCCGCAGAACCAAAAGCCGUACGCUGGCAUGGAAGCCAAGCGUUUCCAAAACAAAAAGGGCGGUGAUGGUGGCGGGGCCGUGA